This is a messenger RNA of Emiliania huxleyi CCMP1516, 474 nucleotides long. RefSeq lists its product as hypothetical. Gene Ontology annotation, molecular function: metal ion binding. NCBI's taxonomy places the organism in Eukaryota, Haptophyta, Isochrysidales, Noelaerhabdaceae. The record is from RefSeq and is a predicted model, not a curated record. The coding region runs from base 1 to 474 and encodes 157 amino acids. The transcript has 4 exons.
AUGCUCGGUGCUCUCGGCGUCGAUCGCCGCCCGGCGACUAUCUCCACCAUCUCCGUGCCGGGCAUGAUGUGCGGCGGCUGCGCUUCGGCCGUCACCUCUGCCCUCUCGCUCCCUGGCGUGGUCGAUUGCAGCGUCGACCUCGCCGCAAAGCGGGUGUUCGUAAUGGCGCACGCAGACGGCCCAGCCUCCGAGGAGCUGAUCACCGCCCUGGAGGCGAGCGGAAAGGAGGCGACGCUCAUCUCGCGCACAGAGAUCUCGCCGCUGCGCGUGUGGGCCGGCCAGCACUGGCACCUCCUCGUUGUGGCGACUGCGCUCAGGCUGCUGGAUCUGUUUCGCAAGGUCUCGGUGCCACUCAUGCGCCAGCUGCCCGGGCAGUCCAUUGACGGCUGUGGGAGCGCUCUCCAGACUCCACGCCAGUUCCGUACCGGCUCCACAGCGAGCACCGCCUUAAAAAAGUACUAUGUCUUGGAGUGA